This is a messenger RNA of Malania oleifera, 1127 nucleotides long. RefSeq lists its product as uncharacterized. The coding region runs from base 341 to 805 and encodes 154 amino acids. The record is from RefSeq and is a predicted model, not a curated record. The transcript has 2 exons. NCBI's taxonomy places the organism in Eukaryota, Viridiplantae, Streptophyta, Magnoliopsida, Santalales, Ximeniaceae.
AAAUGGCAAUUUAUGUGGGGUGAAACGUGUAACAUGGGAGGCAUCUCCAUGGAUGCGAAGCCCCAGUGUAUAGGGACAGACCCUCCGUAUUCCAUUAUUUUUGUCUUCUAAAGCUUCUCUCUUACCCCCCUCCCUCAUCUCUGAACUUCUUCACCUUUGUGUAGAGUAAAGAGACCAGAAGAAAUCCAUCCAUGGCCAAUCCACACUGCACCUUCAGAUCUCGCCCACUAUCUCUAACGGCUAAUUCCUGCAAAUUCCAUUAAUUUUGUCGAAUCGAUUCCAAUUUCCAACCCUAGGCGACGGUACAGGGCUGUACGGACGCGUUCUUCGCAGAUCGGCAAUGGCGACUCUUCAGAAAUUCAAGCUUUUAGCAGGUCAGUGCGCCGUCGCGGGAAGCCCUACGCGGAGCCCGACGACCAGCCCCGUCAUUCACCUCCGUCGCAGAAAAACCCUCCGCAUGCUCCUCAGCCGCACUGCCCCCAGCGGCCGCCGCCUGCCUCCCCGCGAAGGUUCGCCCGAUCGGCAAGAAACGGCCGACGAUCCGCCGCGGAAGACCAAGGAUCGCCUGGUAGCGAGGCACAAGCUCAAGGACUUGUUCGUCUCUUCGCCUCCUCCGCUCCAAGAUAGAGCUUCGGAGAAGAGCAGCGACGUAGGAGAAAGACUCCUGCCGGCGACAUCUGGCGCUGGGGGCGGCGGACCAGCUCGGCGCGGCGGAGCAGGCUCGCUUCGGCCGUCGUCGGCGGCGUUUCGAAUUCGCUUACUUAGGCGACCUUGGCGACCAGUACUAGUGACCAUUGACGAGUAGUCGGCGGCGAAAUUUUAGAAAAGCCUGUGCGAACUGCGGCCUGGGAAUUUGUUAAUUUUCAGUAGUAGUUUGCUAACGUGCACUGGUAAUUGCUAACGUAAGCUGCGGAUAACGAAUGCGUCACUUGCGUCAUGGCGUAACGGUCUGGGCGGUGAACGGUCGGGGCGCGGAGCACAUGGCGCACAAUAGCGGGGAAAUGUCUAGGAGUCUUAAGACAAAAGAAUGUAGGGUCAUGAUUUGGAGCAUCGUUUUUCUCUGACCUAAAGUGGUUUUUAAUGAUAUAUUUUCGUUGUAAGUUUAUGAAAAUGUUGGGAGUAAUUUU